Messenger RNA from Dreissena polymorpha, 2489 nucleotides. RefSeq names its product adenylate kinase 7-like. Gene Ontology annotation, molecular function: ATP binding; AMP kinase activity. NCBI's taxonomy places the organism in Eukaryota, Metazoa, Mollusca, Bivalvia, Myida, Dreissenidae. The record is from RefSeq and is a predicted model, not a curated record. Gene Ontology annotation, cellular component: cytoplasm. The transcript is spliced from 16 exons. Gene Ontology annotation, biological process: nucleobase-containing compound metabolic process. Bases 76 to 2202 code for a protein of 708 amino acids.
GGAAUUUUUGAAACAUCGACGGAUUUGUCCCGUAGCAACGGAGGAAGCGCACUUGUCAUUUAGUAAACAACAAAGAUGGCGAGCACACAAGACGAUGCCGAUAAACCUAAAAGUAAAAGGUUAUUCGUGAACCAAGUUGACAGAUUUCAAGGCAAAAACUUAGCGAAGUAUCUGUCAAGAUGUGUCGUCGGUGCCUCCCUUGAGGAGCCAGAGGAGGAAGACGAUGCCAAGUCAACUGACAGCAUCAUCCCAGCCCCUAAGGAAGGCUGUUAUGAAAUUGUUGGAACUACAAAGGAACGUGGUCAGAAUGUUGACAAACCUGAAUAUGUGAAGGAAUUGGUUAAUUUUGAGAACAAAGAUCAGUUGUACGAAUUCCUUGUGGAAUGUGAUGUUAUUGUGUACGACAUCACAGAAGACCCCGACCAGAUCGACGAGGCAGUGUGGGCCGUAUCUGAGCUUCACUCUGACCUUGAGAAGAUUGAGAAGCCCAAGAUGUUUAUCCUCAUUUCUUCUGUGAUGACAUGGGCCAAGAGCAAACCCCUGGACCCUGACGAUCCUGAGAUCCCAUUCACUGAGGAUGACUACCGCAGGAGGAAGCCUCACCCAAACUUCAAGGAGCACAUCAGUGCAGAGAAGACUGUCAUCAAGCUCGGCAAAACUAACAAGAGUAAGCUGGUGACAUACGUGGUGGCGUCAGCGCUCAGCUAUGGAGCCGAGGAGCACAUCUUCCACUAUCUCUUCAAGUCUGCCUGGCACAAUGCUCCUGAGCUCCUGUGUUUUGGCAAUGGACAGAAUGUUGUACCCACCAUCCACAUCCGUGACCUAGCUGCGGUGAUUCAGAACAUAGCAGACAGCAGACCUAAAGUUAGAUAUCUAAUUGCUAAAGAUGAUUCUAACAACACAUUGGAAGAAAUUGUCAAGGCAGUGAGCUCCACUCUGGGGACUGGAAAGUUCAAGACCAUUACUAAAGAAGAGGCCCUUCUUAACAAAGAAAUUGAGCAAAGUGACUUUGACAUGCUCCUGGUAAAUCUGAGGAUGGACGCAGUGAAUGUGAAGGAGAACAUGCGUAUCACUUGGGCCUCUGAGGCUGGCAUUGUGGAGAACAUCGCAGCCAUCAUCAAGGAGUACAAGGACACACGCAACCUACAUCCCCUGCGUGCCUGCGUUCUGGGACCCCCUGCAGUGGGCAAGUCUACAGUCAUAAGACAGCUGUGUCACCAUUACAAGCUCCAUCACAUCAAGCUAAAGGAUGUUAUUGAUGAGGCUAUGGAAAAUCUGACCACCAUGGCGCGGCGUGCAGAUGCUGAGGACCAGGAGGAUGAUGAGGGUAAGGCCCAGGAUGCCCAGGAGCUCCUCAACACCAUCAACGAGGGCAAGGAGCAGAACGGGGGCCGUUUGGAGGACCAGUACGUGCUCAAGUUCUAUAGGGAUAAACUCAUGUCCAUGCCCUGCCAGAACCAGGGCUUCAUACUCGACGGGUUUCCUAAGACCAUGGAGCAGGCCAAGGAUCUCUUCCAAUCUGAGGACGACGAGGAGCCCGAGGAAGCUGCCAAGGUGGGGACGUUCAACAAGCUGAUCAUGCCAGAGUUUGUGGUCAACCUGGAGGCCAACGACGAGUUCCUCAAGAACCGCAUCAUGAACCUGCCGGAGAGCGAGGUUGUGGGCACCCACAACACUGAGGAGGGGGUGGUGCGCCGCAUCGAGGUGUAUCGCUCCAUCAACACUGAGGACGAUACCGUGCUCAACUACUUUGAUGAGCUGGAGUUCCACCCGGAAAAAAUAGAUGUAACCAAGGACACCUCUCCAAUGAUGAGGGAAACAGUCGAAAGAAUCAAGAAAAUCAUCGGAAAAGCUAGAAACUAUGGCCCGACACCUGAGGAGUUGGAACAGAUCCAAAGAAAGGAGGAGCAGGAGAAGCAGCGUCUGGAGGAACAACUGAGGCAGGAGAAGGAGAGGAAGGAGGCGGAGGAGGCAUCUGAGAGGAAGAAACGCCAGGAGGAAUGGACGCAGCAGUUGAAUGAUGUGAAGCGGGAGGAGUAUGAGAAACUGGAGGCGGAGUCAAUCCCACUGAGGAACUACCUCAUGAAGCAUGUGAUGCCCACCCUCACCCAGGGUCUCAUUGAGUGCUGCAAGGUCAGGCCUGACGACGCCAUUGACUACUUGGCAGAAUACCUGUUCCAGCAGAACCCACAAGUUGACUAAAGCCUUGGCAGAUAUAGAACAACACUUGACCAUUAACUAUGGACAAUGGUCAUAAACAUUGUCUACAUGAACUGAGCAGUGUAUUGCAAGUUGUGUUUCUUGUAUCAGUGAUAACUGUGAUAUUUUAAGUAGUUGUGUAUAAUUCAUAAAACAAUUGAAGAAGAAUAGAUUGUGUUUUAAUGCAUUUGUGAGUUUUGAUUUGAUUUAACAUUUCCGGUUAUAUAUGCAUGUCUGUAAAAUGUGAAGUUUACAUGUUUAAAGAAUAGCAAUAAAUGAAACUAAAUUGA